Molecule: messenger RNA, 1293 nt
Organism: Manihot esculenta (cassava)
Lineage: Eukaryota; Viridiplantae; Streptophyta; Magnoliopsida; Malpighiales; Euphorbiaceae
Product: N-carbamoylputrescine amidase
Exons: 9
Coding region: 177-1082 (301 amino acids)
Molecular function (GO): N-carbamoylputrescine amidase activity
Source: RefSeq, a predicted model, not a curated record
UAUAUUCGGUGGCAUCCUAAACCAAAAAGGAUCCUAUCCUUUGCCAUCCCUGCUCUCUUUUACAGCUCCUAAGCUCUCCAGCCAGCCGCACCCAAACAGAAGAGAGAAAAUAAAGUAAAGGGAGGAAAAAAGGAACGCCAAAGAGAAAUCUGCCAGUUCAAGUGAUCAAUCAUCAAAUGGAGAAGGGAAAAACAAGGGAGGUAGCUGUCUCAGCUCUGCAAUUCGCCUGCACCGAUGAUGUAUCCACUAAUGUCGCCACUGCCGAAAGGCUGGUUAGAGCUGCUCAUGGGAAAGGUGCAAACAUCAUUCUCAUUCAGGAGCUUUUUGAGGGAUAUUACUUCUGUCAAGCACAAAGAGAGGAUUUCUUUCAGCGAGCUAAGCCUUAUGAGGGCCAUCCUACAAUUUUGAGGAUGCAAAAACUGGCAAAAGAACUGGGUGUGGUUAUACCGGUUAGCUUCUUCGAAGAGGCAAACAAUGCUCAUUACAAUUCCAUAGCCAUAAUUGACGCCGAUGGGAGUGACCUUGGUCUCUAUAGGAAGUCUCAUAUUCCAGAUGGACCAGGUUACCAGGAAAAGUUCUACUUCAAUCCCGGUGACACUGGCUUCAAGGUUUUUCAAACUAAGUUUGCAAAAAUUGGAGUCGCAAUAUGCUGGGAUCAGUGGUUUCCAGAAGCAGCCCGAGCUAUGGUUCUGCAAGGUGCAGAAAUAUUAUUUUACCCUACUGCCAUUGGUUCUGAACCGCAAGAUGGAGGACUUGAUUCCUGUGAUCACUGGAAGCGAGUGAUGCAGGGGCAUGCUGGGGCUAAUGUGGUACCUCUUGUAGCUUCAAACCGCAUUGGGAAGGAAAUAAUCCAGACAGAGCAUGGAGAUAGCAAGAUCACAUUUUAUGGGAACUCAUUCAUAGCAGGACCAACUGGGGAAAUUGUAGCAGCUGCUGAUGACAAAGAGGAAGCUGUUCUCAUUGCUAAGUUUGAUCUUGAUAAAAUCAAAUCUAAGAGACAUAGUUGGGGGGUAUUCCGAGAUCGACGUCCAGAUUUGUACAAGGUACUUUUGACGUUAGAUGGCAGUAAACCCUCACUGUGAUUUAUCCUGCUUAUCACAGAUUCACUAACAGUACUUUGUUGUAGAGGGAAUCAUUGAAUGUCAUAAAACAAUUUCCAACCAUGAAUUAUUUCUGUGGAAUGAGGAAUAGAAGUUCAUAUUUAUUUGAAGGAUGAUCAACCAUGAUUGUAUUUGUGUGCAUUGAAUUUGAACCUCAGGCCUUCUGUAUGGUUUAUAAAGCACCAUUCCUUUA